ACACUUGGAGGUCUACCAUUGUACAACAUGCUGCAGUUAAGACUAUUACCUACCUUUUCAAUGGGAUGUCAUCUGUUAGCCGUUGUGGCUCUCUUAUUUUCCCACGUGGACCUUAUAAGUGCAGAGACAGAAAUGGAAGGAGAAGGCAAUGAAACCGGCGAGUGUACUGGCUCAUAUUAUUGUAAGAAGGGGGUGAUUUUACCCAUUUGGGAGCCCCAAGACCCUUCCUUUGGAGACAAAAUUGCCAGAGCUACUGUGUAUUUUGUGGCCAUGGUCUACAUGUUUCUCGGAGUCUCUAUCAUUGCUGACCGGUUCAUGUCCUCUAUAGAAGUCAUCACAUCUCAAGAAAAAGAAAUAACCAUAAAGAAACCCAAUGGAGAGACCACCAAGACCACUGUGAGGAUCUGGAAUGAGACUGUUUCCAAUCUAACCUUGAUGGCCCUGGGAUCUUCUGCUCCAGAGAUUCUCCUUUCAGUAAUUGAAGUAUGUGGCCAUAACUUCACUGCAGGAGACCUAGGUCCCAGCACCAUUGUGGGAAGUGCUGCAUUCAACAUGUUCAUCAUCAUCGCGCUUUGUGUUUAUGUGGUCCCAGAUGGAGAGACAAGGAAGAUUAAGCAUUUGCGUGUGUUCUUCGUGACAGCAGCCUGGAGCAUCUUUGCCUAUACGUGGCUUUACAUUAUUUUGUCUGUCAUCUCUCCUGGGGUCGUGGAAGUCUGGGAAGGUUUGCUUACUUUCUUCUUCUUUCCUAUCUGUGUUGUGUUCGCUUGGGUGGCAGAUAGGAGGCUGCUGUUUUACAAGUAUGUCUACAAGAGGUAUCGGGCCGGCAAGCAGAGGGGAAUGAUCAUCGAGCACGAAGGAGACAGGCCAUCUUCCAAGACUGAAAUUGAAAUGGAUGGGAAAGUGGUCAAUUCCCACGUUGACAAUUUCUUAGAUGGUGCUCUGGUUCUGGAGGUUGAUGAGAGGGACCAAGAUGAUGAAGAGGCGAGGCGAGAAAUGGCUAGGAUUCUGAAGGAGCUCAAGCAGAAGCAUCCGGAGAAAGAAAUAGAGCAAUUGAUUGAAUUAGCUAACUACCAAGUCCUAAGUCAGCAGCAGAAAAGCCGAGCAUUUUACCGCAUCCAAGCUACUCGCCUGAUGACUGGAGCUGGCAACAUUUUAAAGAGGCACGCAGCUGACCAGGCAAGGAAGGCUGUCAGCAUGCAUGAGGUCAACACUGAAGUGGCUGAAAAUGACCCCGUGAGUAAGAUCUUCUUUGAACAAGGGACCUAUCAGUGUCUGGAGAACUGUGGGACUGUAGCCCUGACCAUUAUCCGCAGAGGUGGCGAUUUGACUAACACUGUGUUUGUUGACUUCAGAACAGAGGAUGGCACGGCCAACGCUGGCUCUGAUUAUGAAUUUACUGAAGGAACUGUGGUCUUUAAGCCAGGUGAGACCCAGAAGGAAAUCAGAGUUGGCAUCAUCGAUGAUGACAUCUUUGAGGAGGAUGAGAAUUUCCUUGUGCACUUGAGCAAUGUUAAAGUAUCUUCUGAGGCCUCAGAAGACGGCAUCCUGGAAGCCAAUCAUGUUUCUGCGCUCGCUUGCCUGGGAUCUCCCUCCACCGCCACCGUGACGAUUUUUGACGAUGACCACGCUGGCAUCUUUACUUUUGAGGAGCCCGUGACUCACGUGAGUGAGAGCAUUGGCAUUAUGGAGGUGAAGGUAUUGCGAACAUCUGGAGCUCGAGGAAAUGUUAUCGUUCCCUAUAAAACCAUCGAAGGGACUGCCAGAGGUGGAGGGGAGGACUUUGAGGACACUUGUGGAGAGCUCGAAUUCCAGAACGAUGAAAUUGUCAAAACAAUAUCAGUCAAGGUAAUUGAUGAUGAGGAGUAUGAGAAAAACAAGACCUUCUUCCUUGAGAUUGGAGAGCCCCGCCUGGUGGAGAUGAGUGAGAAGAAAGCCCUGUUAUUGAAUGAGCUUGGUGGCUUCACAAUAACAGGAAAAUACCUGUAUGGCCAACCUGUCUUCCGGAAAGUUCAUGCUAGAGAACAUCCGAUUCCCUCUACUGUAAUCACCAUUGCAGAGGAAUAUGAUGACAAGCAACCGCUGACCAGCAAAGAGGAGGAGGAGAGGCGCAUUGCAGAAAUGGGGCGGCCCAUUCUGGGAGAACACACCAAGCUGGAAGUGAUCAUUGAAGAAUCCUAUGAAUUCAAGAGUACCGUGGACAAACUUAUUAAGAAGACAAACUUAGCCCUUGUGGUUGGGACAAACAGCUGGAGAGAGCAGUUUAUUGAAGCCAUCACCGUCAGUGCUGGGGAAGAUGAUGACGACGAUGAAUGUGGGGAGGAGAAGCUGCCCUCCUGUUUCGAUUAUGUGAUGCAUUUUCUGACUGUGUUCUGGAAGGUCCUCUUCGCCUUCGUCCCCCCGACAGAAUACUGGAAUGGCUGGGCCUGUUUCAUUGUCUCCAUCCUCAUGAUUGGCAUACUGACAGCUUUCAUUGGAGACCUGGCUUCCCACUUUGGAUGCACCAUCGGCUUGAAAGAUUCUGUGACUGCGGUAGUGUUCGUCGCACUUGGAACUUCGGUACCAGACACAUUUGCAAGCAAAGUGGCAGCCACCCAGGAUCAGUAUGCAGACGCGUCCAUAGGUAACGUCACUGGCAGCAACGCGGUGAACGUCUUUCUGGGAAUCGGCGUGGCCUGGUCCAUCGCUGCCAUCUACCAUGCAGCCAAUGGGGAACAGUUCAAAGUGUCCCCUGGCACGCUAGCUUUCUCUGUCACUCUCUUCACCAUUUUUGCUUUCAUCAAUGUGGGGGUGCUGCUGUAUCGGCGGAGGCCAGAGAUCGGAGGUGAGCUGGGUGGGCCCCGGACUGCCAAGCUCCUCACAUCCUGCCUCUUCGUGCUCCUAUGGCUCUUGUACAUUUUCUUCUCCUCCCUGGAGGCCUACUGCCACAUAAAAGGCUUCUAAAGGAACAAUCAGAUAUAGUAAAUUUAUAUAUAUAUACGUAUAUAUAUACAUAAAAUAUUAUGUAUAAUGAACAGAGGAAACUGACAUUUGUCAUGUUCACUUACCUGCUGAUGGAAUCCAGCUUCAAGAGCAUACUCUGUACUAGGGCUGAAGUGAGAAACCAUCACCUCCCAUUCCCAGGGGCGUCAUCACAUUGAACAAGGCAUGGAGGCAGGGGCAUCUUUGCAGCUCAGCCUAGAAGGACUGUGUUCU
This is a messenger RNA of Canis lupus familiaris (dog), 3192 nucleotides long. It is a transcript of the gene SLC8A1, whose product is annotated as solute carrier family 8 member A1. Gene Ontology annotation, molecular function: calcium:sodium antiporter activity. The record is from RefSeq and is marked inferred. NCBI's taxonomy places the organism in Eukaryota, Metazoa, Chordata, Mammalia, Carnivora, Canidae. Gene Ontology annotation, cellular component: axon; sarcolemma; postsynapse. Gene Ontology annotation, biological process: calcium ion import across plasma membrane; sodium ion transmembrane transport; cell communication.